AAGAAAAUUCGACCAAAUUAUGAGUUAUUAAAUCAUUAUCUUCUCCAUGGCCAGUGGGUUGUUGAAGCCUUUGAUUUCAGCUGCUGCCUUCACUCGCUAUUCUCACCCUUCAUUUCUUGGACUCACAGUGCCUAUAACCCUUUCAAAUAAACCACAAAUCAAAGCUCCAUCGGCAAAAAUGGCCACUCAACCCAACACUAAAUCCAAUUCUAUCAAAAUCAUUGAUUCACAUCUUCACGUCUGGGCAUCUCCCCAAGAGGCUGCGGAUAAAUACCCUUACUUCCCUGGCCAAGAACCCACGCUGAGUGGAGAAGUACAAUUCUUGCUUCAGAACAUGGAAGAAGCAGGUGUAGAUGGUGCACUAAUUGUGCAGCCCAUUAAUCAUAUGUUUGAUCAUUCUUUAGUGACAAGUGUCCUGAAGAAGUAUCCAACCAAAUUUGUUGGUUGCUGCCUUGCAAAUCCUGCAGAAGAUGGAAUUGGACUGAAACAGCUUGAAGAACUUGUCUUGAAGGAUGGUUAUCGUGCUGUUCGAUUUAAUCCAUAUUUGUGGCCAUUUGAUCAAAAGAUGACAAAUAAUGUUGGGAAGGCAUUGUUUUCCAAAGCAGGAGAACUUGGGGUACCAGUUGGUUUCAUGUGUUUUAAGGGACUUGAUCUUCAUAUUGCAGAAAUUCUGGAACUUUGUACAGAAUUUCCUUCAACAGUAGUAUUGAUUGAUCAUUUGGGUUUCUGCAAGCCACCAACCAAUGAUGAAGAAAAUCUGGUCUUUUCUGAGCUUCUGAAGUUAUCCGGAUUCCCACAGGUAUAUAUUAAAUUCAGUGCCCUGUUCAGGGUGUCGAGAAUGUCAUGCCCAUACCAAGAUUUAUCGCCCCUUCUCUCACAAGUUGUCUCCAGCUUUGGUGCAAACCGUGUCAUGUGGGGCAGUGAUUUCCCUUUUGUUAUUCCAGAAUGUGGUUACACUGGAGCAAAAGAUGCAGCCUUUUCAAUUGCCAAUCAAGUACAUUUAUCAUCUCCUGAGUUGGAGUGGAUAAUGGGUAAAACAGUCAUGCAACUCUUCAAGGGUCGCUGGCUUUCAUGAGCAAAUAUCAUGGAACCUUGCAGAUAAUGAUAUUAAUUGUCCAUUUGUCAUGCAAAUCAUAAAAUCAACUACUUGUCCGCACGUUGUUAUUAAAUCUUUUAAAUUAUUGAUAUAAAAUUAUGGUGUAAAUUUAGUUUUUUU
Molecule: messenger RNA, 1216 nt
Organism: Manihot esculenta (cassava)
Lineage: Eukaryota; Viridiplantae; Streptophyta; Magnoliopsida; Malpighiales; Euphorbiaceae
Product: 4-sulfomuconolactone hydrolase
Exons: 10
Coding region: 47-1075 (342 amino acids)
Biological process (GO): secondary metabolic process
Cellular component (GO): cytoplasm
Molecular function (GO): hydrolase activity; carboxy-lyase activity
Source: RefSeq, a predicted model, not a curated record